Messenger RNA from Striga hermonthica, 1086 nucleotides. NCBI's taxonomy places the organism in Eukaryota, Viridiplantae, Streptophyta, Magnoliopsida, Lamiales, Orobanchaceae. The record is from the annotation of a GenBank genome assembly.
AUGGCUUGGCCCCAGAUGGACCCGCAGUACGAACAAAGGCUCAUAGAAGAAGUAAUCUACCUCCACUCCCUCUGGCACCAAGGGGACGAAGACUUAAUGGACGGGGACGACGGCCGGGAGGAGUACAGCUUUUUCUACAAGGUCUUCAAGGAGGACACGGAGCUUAGAGAGUAUUACGAGAAGAAUUUCGUGAGAGGAGAAUUUGGGUGUCUGGUGUGCGGGGCUCUUGGGGGGAAGAAAACGGGGAAGAAGUAUAAGGGGUGUUUGGCCCUCGUGCAGCACUCGAUCAACAUAGCCAAGACGAAGAAGAAGACGGCCCACAGGGCUUUUGGGCUGGCCGUUUGUAAGGUUUUGAGCUGGGACAUUAAUGAGCUCUCCAGUAUUGUUUCUUUGCUGGCACAGGGGGAUAAUGGUGGGGAGAACAAGGAAAACUCGGUAGCUGUUCUCAACAAUGUCGUAUCGCUGCAGGGCAAUAUUGUCCAGGGGAAAAAUGAGGGAGCGGCUUUAGAAAGCAGACCUAGUGAUAGUGGAAUUUCGCCUGAUGAUGAUGAAGGGGAUAUGAAUCCUUCGUCGUGUUCUCGUGCUGAUAAAAACUUGGAAGAUCUUGGGAUGGUGAGUAAUUUGGAAGAACCUGCAGCACAGGAUUUGACUAAUGGAUCUGGCAGUGAUGAUGACAACGAUACCCCAUUAGUUACCCAAACUGUUUUAAAUGUGGAGAUCGAUGCUGUAAAGGGUGAAAAUGACGAAGCAGCACCAGAAACUGGUGCUGUUGGUGCUGAAGACUUGCCUAAUGUUGAUGGAAAUAUGGGGAUUGGUAGUGGUUAUAACAAGGAGAUCCCAUCGGCUUCAAUUGACAAUGUUUUAACUGUAGAGGGUGAUGUUGUAAAGAGUAAAACUAAUGUAGUACCAGAAAGAGUUGAUAUUGGUCCUGGAAGCUCGCCUGCUGGUGAUGGAGGAGAUAUGAAAUCUUUGGCGUGUCUCGAUGCUGAUCAAAAUUCAGAAAAGAUUGAGGUGUUGCUUUCAGAACAGUUGGAGAAGCACGCAUCAGAGGUGUCGGCAAUUGUGCCUGAAAAUGUUCUGAAUUGA